Microtus oregoni (creeping vole) is the source of this 9523-nucleotide messenger RNA. RefSeq names its product ubiquitin like modifier activating enzyme 6 (gene Uba6). The transcript has 33 exons. Gene Ontology annotation, biological process: protein sumoylation. Lineage: Eukaryota; Metazoa; Chordata; Mammalia; Rodentia; Cricetidae. The coding region runs from base 26 to 3187 and encodes 1053 amino acids. Gene Ontology annotation, cellular component: SUMO activating enzyme complex; cytoplasm. Gene Ontology annotation, molecular function: SUMO activating enzyme activity. The record is from RefSeq and is a predicted model, not a curated record.
UGCAGCUGUAGAGUCUCGGAAGGAGAUGAAGAGAUCGGAGCCGUUGGCUGCUCUCCGCCGGGAAGAGGCGUCCUGCUCCUCCUGGGGAGCUUGCAGCGCAAGUAAAAAUUUACCUACCAUGUCUACAGAAUCUGUGGAAAUCGAUGAUGGAUUAUACAGUCGACAGAGAUAUGUUCUUGGUGACACAGCAAUGCAGAAGAUGGCCAAGUCCCGUGUCUUCUUAAGUGGUAUGGGUGGUCUUGGAGUAGAAAUUGCAAAGAAUCUUGUUCUUGCAGGGAUUAAAGCACUGACAGUUCAUGAUACAAAAAAAUGCCAAGCAUGGGAUCUAGGGACUAAUUUCUUUCUGUGUGAAGAUGAUGUUGUUAAUGAGAGAAACAGGGCUGAAGCUGUACUUCGUCAUAUUGCAGAACUAAAUCCAUAUGUUCAUGUCUCAUCAUCCUCUGCCCCUUUUGAUGAAACCACAGACCUCUCCUUCUUAGAAAAAUACCAGUGCAUAGUAUUGACUGAGAUGAAACUGACAUUACAAAAGAAGAUCAAUGACUUUUGCCAUUCUCACUGCCCUCCCAUUAAGUUUAUUAGUGCAGAUGUACAUGGAAUUUGGUCCAGGUUGUUUUGUGAUUUUGGUGAGGAAUUUGAAGUUUCAGAUACAACAGGAGAAGAACCAAAGGAAAUUUUCAUUUCAAACAUAACGCAAGCUAAUCCAGGCAUUGUCACAUGCCUUGAAAAUCAUCCUCACAAGCUUGAGACGGGACAGUUCCUAACAUUUCGAGAAAUUAAUGGAAUGACAGGUUUAAAUGGAUCUGUACAACAGAUAACUGUGGUGUCACCGUUUUCCUUCAGCAUUGGUGAUACUACAGAACUGGAUCCAUAUUUACAUGGAGGCAUAGCUGUGCAAGUGAAGACUCCUAAAACAUUUUGCUUUGAAUCCCUGGAGAGGCAGAUCAAACAUCCCAAGUGCCUUAUUGCAGAUUUUAGCAAACCUGAGGCACCUUUACAGAUUCAUGCCGCUAUGCUUGCCUUGGACCAGUUUCAGGAAAACUAUAAUCGUAAGCCAAAUAUCAGAUGUCGGCAAGAUUCAGAUGAACUGUUGAAACUAACAAUAUCUAUAAGUGAGACACUGGACGAGAAGCCUGAAGUGAAUCAUGACAUUGUGCACUGGCUCUCGUGGACUGCUCAAGGCUGUUUAUCCCCACUUGCUGCAGCAGUGGGGGGUGUUGCCAGCCAAGAAGUAUUAAAAGCUGUGACAGGGAAGUUUUCUCCUUUGUGCCAAUGGUUGUAUCUUGAAGCAGCAGAUACUGUCGAAUCCCUAAGCAGUCCUGUUCAUGAAGAGUUCCUCCCACGAGGAGAUAGAUAUGAUGCCUUGCGAGCCUGCAUUGGAGAUACAUUAUGUCAGAAGCUUCACAAUCUGAGUGUCUUCCUAGUAGGAUGUGGUGCCAUAGGCUGCGAAAUGUUAAAAAAUUUCGCCUUACUGGGUGUUGGUACAAGCAGAGAGGAAGGAUUGGUUACAGUUACAGAUCCUGAUUUGAUAGAAAAAUCCAACCUAAACAGACAGUUCCUGUUUCGUCCUCAUCACAUACAGAAACCUAAAAGCUAUACUGCUGCUGAAGCAACUCUGAAAAUAAACCCUCAAUUAAAAAUAGAUGCACACCUGAACAAAGUGUGUCCUGCCACUGAGGUUAUAUACAGUGAUGAAUUUUACACUAAGCAAGAUAUCAUUAUCACAGCACUAGAUAAUGUGGAAGCCAGGAGAUAUGUAGACAGCCGUUGUUUAGCAAAUCUCCGGCCUCUCCUAGAUUCUGGAACAAUGGGCACAAAGGGACACACUGAAAUUAUUGUACCUCAAUUGACUGAAUCCUAUAAUAGUCACCGGGACCCCCCAGAAGAGGAAAUACCAUUUUGUACUCUGAAGUCCUUUCCAGCUGCUAUCGAACAUACUAUCCAGUGGGCAAGAGACAAGUUUGAAAGUUCCUUUUCGCACAAGCCUUCAUUGUUUAACAAAUUUUGGCAGACCUAUCCUUCUGCAGAAGAAGUCUUACAGAAAUUGCAAAAUGGACAGAGUUUAGAAGGUUGUUUUCAAGCUAUUAAGCUACUUAGCAGAAGACCUAGAAAUUGGUCCCAGUGUGUAGAAUUAGCAAGACUGAAGUUUGAAAAGUAUUUUAACCAUAAGGCUCUACAACUUCUUCACUGUUUUCCUCUUGACACACGAUUAAAAGAUGGCAGUUUAUUUUGGCAGUCACCAAAAAGGCCACCUUCUCCAAUAAAAUUUGAUUUAAAUGAAACUUUGCAUCUCAGUUUUCUUCAGAAUGCUGCAAAACUAUAUGCUACAGUAUAUUGCAUUCCAUUUUCAGAAAAGGAUUUAUCAAUGGAUACCCUCAUGGAUAUUCUUUCAGAAGUUAAAAUUCAGGAAUUCAAACCUUCCAACAAGGUUGUUCAAACAGACGAAACUGCAAGGAAGCCGGACCAUGCUCCCAUCUCCAGUGAAGAUGAGAGGAUUGCUAUUUUCCAGCUAGAAAAGGUCAUUUCAUCUAACAAAGCCACCAAAAGUGACCUUCAGAUGGCAGUGCUUUCAUUUGAAAAAGAUGAUGACAGUAACGGACACAUAGAUUUCAUCACAGCUGCAUCCAACCUUCGAGCCAAAAUGUAUAGCAUUGAACCAGCUGACCGGCUUAAAACUAAGCGCAUUGCUGGUAAAAUUAUCCCUGCUAUAGCAACAUCUACUGCUGCAGUUUCUGGCUUGGUUGCCUUGGAGAUGAUCAAAGUAGCUGGUGGUUAUCCCUUUGAAGCUUACAGAAACUGUUUCCUUAAUUUAGCCAUUCCAAUAAUAGUGUUUACAGAAACAUCUGAAGUAAGAAAAACUGAAAUCAGAAAUGGAAUAUCAUUUACGAUUUGGGACAGAUGGACUGUUCAUGGAAAAGAAGAUUUUACCCUCUCAGAUUUCAUAAAUGCUGUCAAAGAGAAAUAUGGAAUUGAGCCAACGAUGGUGGUACAGGGAGUCAAAAUGCUUUAUGUUCCUGUAAUGCCGGGUCACGCAAAGAGGUUAAAGUUAACAAUGCACAAACUUGUGAAACCUUCCACUGAGAAGAAAUAUGUAGAUCUUACUGUGUCAUUUGCCCCAGACACUGAUGGAGAUGAAGAUUUGCCAGGACCUCCAGUAAGAUACUACUUCACCCAUGAUACGGAUGAAUAGAAGCUGUCGGAGUUACUCCAGGACUACUAUAUUUUGGAAAGUGUACUUAAUUCAGAAGCUAAAAUAAUCAGCUCAAUACUGUGGAUUUCUUUUGCCUUAAUUUAAGGGAAACAUCAGCAGGAAACGUAUCUACACUGAAGAAUUAAAAAACAUUUUGGAGCAUAGUACACAUCUGUUGCUUCGUGUGGCUAUGAUCACAACAACUUCAAACUGGAAUACCAUUUUCUAAUGCUUACAAGUUUGUAUAUUAAGCCUUGUGGAUGAAAAGGAACAAAGAAAGCAUUUAUCUAUGACCAGAAGAAAUAGAAAAUAGUGAAUCCCAGCCAUUAAAAAAGCUAAAUCCUAUUUUAAGGCUUUUUUUUUUUUUUGGUGUUUGAUACCCAUUUUCCAAUAUGAAUAGUAUGAUACUGUACCUCUGACAUAAUUAGGGGUGGGAUGGUAGAGAUUACAGUUGUGUGGCUACAGUUAGUUGCUAUUUCUGCCAACGAUUUGUUGUGUUACUUCCUCCCGUACAUCAAGCGUUUUGCUGAUCUGGGUGGUGUUAUGAGCCAUGAGGUGAUGGCGUGUUAACAUGGACUAAAUGUUAACAGUAUUAUAUGCACUCUACAACUGUCAGAAAACCCAUGAAUGUGAGCAGAUAAAUAUGGCUAAUCAUUUGAUUGUUGAUAUGCCUUUAUUUUAUUUAUCUGGAACUCUAAACUAGUCAGAGUAUAUAAGACUGAAAUUUUUAUAAAGGGACUAUCCUUAGAAAUAGAUGGAUAUAAAAUUAAUGCUAGUAGAGUUGUCUUUUUUCCUUCCAUCAAUAUAAUGGAGAAAAAAAGUGGGUUUUUUGUUUGUUUGUUUGUUUGUUUUAAGGAAACAUGUCAUUUUACUCUUCAUUCCCAAAAGGGGAAUUGACAAAGAGAGAAAUUAUAUUUUUUUAAAUUUUUCUUCAUUGAGAGAAAUGCUCUAUUUCUUAAUAUGAACAGUUGCAAUUAAUAAUAUGAUUGUGUUCAUUAAAAGGUACAAACAGAACUUGGCUGUAAAAUCAGUGAAAACAGCAAGCAAAUGACUCUUUUUUACAAGGGUUAGCAUACAUUCUAAACAUCAAGCGCUUACAGCCUCCGAAAGUCACUUGCCUGGAGCCCCUGCUCUUAGAGUUCAGACCAUUAGUAGCUACUUUGAUGGAUUCAAAUUUAGAUUACAUCAGUAUUACUCCAUCUCUUUACCCCCUGUACUUAUUUUCCAUUUAUAGAUAAUUUAAAAUCCUGUGUUAACCCAGGUUUGCUCUCCUCCUCUUAUUGACGGAUCCAAUUGGAAGAUGAGUGAGUUUGUGUAACAAGGUAUUCUGUUCAUCGAGAGAUGGAGAAAAGUGGCAGGGUUCAUCUUAAAUGGCUACAUCUGAAAUAAAUACUGUUUUGUCAUCCUGUGCUCUUCCGUUGUGCAUAUUCCUAGUAUAAUGUUCAAAAUUAGUGUCAUAUAAAAUUGAUACAGGAACAUCAAAGGCUCUGUGGCUUAGAACUUAAAAGGUUAGGAAUAAUAAAAGGAACUUCGUUUUUUAAAAAAAAAUGCCCCUUUUUCCUAGUUUUUACUUGUCUUCUGUUCUUUGGUAGUGAUGUAUUUUCUAGGUAACCAUUCAGCAGUCCUCAAACAUGAACCAGUAGCUUGGCUGUGUUUUCCUAGGUCUCCACAUCUUUAAUAAAUAAAUAAAUUUAAAAAAAAGAAAUAAAGAAAAAGGGAAAAAAAUAAAAAGCCGAAAAAAAAAAAAGUAAAUGGGAACCGUGCUCAGUACACUGCUUCAGUAAAUAAGCUCAACUGGAAUUGAUUGGACUUGUUGGCAAUUAAACUACAUCCGUUUUGUCAUUUGUUUUUCCAUUUUGUUUUGGUUUUCUGUAGGUAAUGAUGUUUACUAUCCAAAAUAUUACUAAACUGGAAAGCCACAGUGAAGUUAAUAACAACCUUUUUAAUUGUUUUAUUUUAUACUUUAAGAUUAUUGUAAUAUAGCUGUUGAAUACUAGUGUGCAAACUGGGUACAAAAAAGAAAUUAUGCUACUCCAUUCGGUUACAUGCAUGCAUGCAUCCAUACAUGCAUACAUAUCCUAAAACUAAGUAUAGGAAAUUUUAGAAUAUUGUCAUAAACCAUGUUCUGUGGUUCACUGUAAAGAAUUUAACUACACAUCUUAUUCUGUGAUUAGUACUGCUUCUGUUUCCUCAUUUCUGUGCUUUGCAAGCAGACUAAUUUUGGACAUAUAAGUCAAAGGGACAGUGUGCUUAACAAGCUCAAAGCCCUAACUUAAAUCACCAGGAACAGAAGUAAAUGAGAAAGCCAGGCAAAAAUAGACUGCAUGAGAAGGGGUUUCAAAGUCGGUUCCUUAUAGGAUUUGAUGUAUUGUAUUGUAUCUUAAGUUCCUUACACAUUGUUCCAAAAGUAGAACUUGAUAAAACAAAUAUAUUAUUUUUAUAGUUUAUCUUUCAUGGCACAUUGUUGGAACAGCGUCAGAGUACAAAACUACAGCCAUAGCUAAGAUUGUAUGUAGCUCUACCGCAGAAUACAUGCCUAGCAUACGCAAGACUCUGGGUGUGAGUCCCAACUCAGAAACAGAAAUCAGAAAGUUUAGAUCUAGGGAGUCAGAUAAAGAAUCAGCAGGCCGUGUGUGUGCUUUUCUCUUGUAUCUCGAAAGCUUGUUUGUGGGUGUGUCUAUGCUCCACAUGUGUGCAGUGUUCAUGAAGCCAGAAAGGGCAUGGAUCCCCUGAGACAAGCUAAGACACUUGUGACCCGCCAGGUUCUCUGUAAGGGCAGCCAGUUAUCUUAACCACUGAGCCAUUACUCUGUCUGCAAAAGCUUCUUGUCAUAAUUGAGAAAUGCCUAUUGAAAGUAUAUAAAGUGUGAAUAUACAGUUUAAGGAAUAAUUUAAAAUAUUUAAUCUAACCAAUAUUGAAAUUAAUAGAUCACUGAUAUCAGAAACCUUCCCAAUCCCUCCCCAGUCACAGACAUCUUAAACCCCUGGUAGUUACUGUUGUCCUAUUUUUUGUAUUAGCUGUUUCCUUGUUCUUGUGGUAUUACCCCUCUGUGUGUAUACCUAGACAGAGCAGUGUAGUUCUGUCUGCUUCUGAGCUGUAUGUAAAGAAUCGUUGCGUUUUUCUAUGUCUUUCAUUGCUGUGGCUUAUCCAUGCUCAUUGUAGCCGUAUUUACCAUUGCUGUAUAGUUUACCUUUGCAUUAAUAUACCAGUUUAUGUUGUAUUGACUGUGAAUGAUAAAGAUGUAUUUAGUUCAGGAUAAGUACAGUUCUGUAAUAAAUGUAUUUUGUUUCUCUUCCAGUGCAAAUAAGAUAGCUAGGAUCAAACUUGCUUGAUUGUAGAUACUUUUUAAUAUUUUAGUUUUGAAAGUAAAACCUAAUUACAUCAUUUUCUCCUUCCAUUUCAUCCUUCCAACCCUUUCCAUGCACCAUCCCCUUGCUCUAACACUCGCUUUCUCCACACUGAGGUCAGUUCGCAUGGGUUUUGUUUUUGUAUUUUGACAAUGGUAGGUAUGCAAUGGUAUUUCAUUGACUGGUUCCUCUGUUCUCUUAUUAUGGGGGUUACCUUUUUCACGUGGCCAUUUCCACCUCCUUUUUAAAAGUGUGUUGUCGGAUCUGCUACAUAUCUUCCUUUUGUGUUGACAGCGCUUUUCCUCAUUGGUACAUGAAAGAUCUUUAUAAGCCCUGUUUUUAUUGUCUGUAUAGUUCUAAAUAUCUUCUGUUCUGUAGCUAAAGGUUAGAUACCUAACAGGACUAGUCUUUCGUUUCACAAUACCUCGUUGACAGCCUGGGAGGUCUUCUAAGACCCCCCUCUUGUCUCCUAAGCACUUUAGUUUUGCCUCUCAGGAUUAAGUUGUAAUUCGUGAGGAGUUGAUUCUGAACAUCAUGGCUAAUAUAGAUCAGUAGUAUUUAGGUAAAGUUUGUUUUCCUUUUUUCUCUGGUUCUGCCAAGAUAGUAUUGCACUAGAAAAAAUGUGUAUGUAUCCUUACUGAACUUUCAUUGAUUUCCUUUUCUGUCCUAAUGGUAAUAUACUGUCUCCAUCACUGUAGCUGAUAAUAUGUUUAUGUUUGACAAAAUUCAUCAUUCCAACUUUUUCUGUUCAAAUGUCUUGGUUAUUCUUAGCCCUUUGAUUUUCUUUUCUCAGAUUUCUUCAUAAACUUACAAACUGGUCACUCUGGCACUUUUCACUUUUCUUCCCCCCAAAAAAUGUUAAUGUCCCAUUUAUGUGUGGUAUGUUUCCACGUGUGUGCACACCUUGUAUGCCAUGUACACGUGUGCAGUCCAUGUGUAUGCAGGUGCCUGUAGAGGCCAGGAGGCAGCAGAUCCCCUAGAUCUGGAGUUAGAACGUUUGUGAGUUGCCCAAGAGUGAGAUCCUGUCCUUCCCAAGAACAGCAAGUACCCGUACCCCUGAGCCAUGGCUCCAGCCCAGACCAUGUAGUCUGCCUAGUUAAAGAAUCUAAAGCCUUCCUCUGUUACCUGACUUUCGUUUCUUCUGUUCUUUCUCUGUACCAGUAUCCUUUUAAUGCUUGCCAGUAUUUUACUUGAAAUUGUGAAGAAAUUACUUAAUAGGAUAAUAUUUUCCUAUUAAGACAUGUUUUUGCUUCUGCCUGGAAACUUGUAAUCUAAAAUCACCUUGAUGGAAUUUUAGGCUCUCAGAUUUCUUAGACAUACUAGUGUGAUUCAAGGUAGAACUUUUGACUACUAUUCUCUUAUUUCUUGUCUGCCCUUACCCUUAAAGUUCGUCUCUUCCAAGUUCCAAAUGUGGUUUGAAGUUACCAGGGUCCUCACCUCUUGACUAGUCCUAAAAAUCAGAUUUUUUUUCUUAACCAAGAUCUAGAUGAACUAAAACGUAAAAUAUAAAGAUUACUGCAAAAGCCAUAUGUUUGGAAAAUAUCGAUGAUUUAAAAACUCGAGUCUAAAAAAAUCCUAACGAGCUGCAACACUGCCACCCUAACCCACAUUUGGCUCAUUUCCAGUGGCCCCCCAGGAACUCACGUCUGGAACAGUCCCAAGUUUCUGUGCUGUUCUUUUUAGCUGAAGCUUUGAAGCCAUAGUAUCAGUAACCAGAAAGGUGGACGUGACCUGACUACAAAUGAUUUUUCUGCUCACACUGGAGGCCCAGGCCAGAUUGAGACCCAGGAAGAAGUCCUGCACAAUUUUCAGUACUGUACAUUUGGUCUUCCAGUGUCCAUACCCAUGAGUAAAAUAGAGUUUCACUCCCUUUUUUUAAUCCUUAAAUUUAUUUGAGACUUACUUUGUGGCCCAGGAUAUAAUUUUUAUGAAUUUGGAACUACUACCUUCUGUAAUCAUUAGGGGCUGUGUUCUGUACAUAUCAGAGUCAUCAAAUCUUUUAAUAUUAAAGUUUCUAUAUCCUUAUGUGUUUUUAAUAAACUAUAAUAUGAAUCAUUAUGAGUUAUACUAAAAGUCACCUAUUUAUUUUCUUUUUUUCUCCCAGUGUUGUGUUUCUGUUUUAUAUAUCGUGAGGCAACAUUAGUAAGUUCAUGUGUGGGGGUUGGAGUAAGAAUGGCCCCCAUGGGUUUAUAUAUUUGAAUAUUUAUUCACUAGGGAAUGGAACUUGAAUUUGAAAGGAUUAGAAGGAUUGUGAGUUGUGACCUUGGAAAAAUUGUCACACUGGAGAUGGGCUUUGGAGUUUCAAAUUCUGUGCCAACCCAUGUCUGUGUUUGUGUGUGUGCGCGCGCACACACACACACACACAUGCAAGCACCUUCAGAUCAGGAGGUAGCUCUUAACUGCUUCUCCAGGGCUGUGCCUGCCUUCCCCCCCUCCCCCCGUGCUCCCAUCCAAUGAGAAUAGUAGAAUACUGAAACUGUAAGCAAGGCCUCAAUAAAAUGUUUCCUUUCAUAAAGUUGCUUCGGUCAUGGUGUCUCUUCACAGCAAUCAAACAGUGACUAGGACUGUAAAUUUGGCUUGUUAUAUUUUCCUGCUGAAUGGUAUUUUAUCAAUGUGAGUUAUCUUUGUGCCUUAAAGUCUUAUCUCUAACCAUAUUUUAAUUUUUCCAUUUAUUUCCUUUGACCCUUUACAUAUUCUAACUUUUAGAUGUUUGCCUAGUAUGUACCACAAUUGUUGGGAUUUGGUGGUCAGGAGGUGUUGAUCAUCUUGUCCGGCAGUUGCUCUUCCAGCAGCUGUUACUGUUUGACAGGCUGUAGCUUUUCUCUGCCAUCCUACAGAGCAUAUCUUCCCAGCGUCUAUAAUGUUUACACCUUCCUUUUUACAGUUGGGUUUUAUGUGGACAUUUCCAUUCUCCCCUAAAUAUGUUUACUGAUUGUAUCUUAAAUUUUUUAUUAAAAUAAAUCAUAGUUUCUGUUUUCUUAAUGGAUAA